UUUUUUUUAUAUAAUUUCGAAUCUUUUUAUUUAUGAAAAAACGCAAUCUCUACUCUUAUGCCGGGCGACGAAUGAAUAUCUUCAUCGGAAAGUUUAGGAUGACUUCCCUCCGGCUACCCUAUUCACCUCCUUCCGCCGUCUCCUUUCUCUUACACCGUCGCCUAUUUACCACCUUCCAGUGUUCCGCUUCCACACAGUCCAAAAAGGAGAAAGUAAUCGUCAUAUCCGGUCCCACCGGUGCCGGGAAAAGCAGGCUCGCAUUAGAACUCUCUAAAAAACUCAACGGUGAAAUCAUCAGCGCAGACUCUGUUCAGGUUUAUCAAGGCCUUGAUGUUGGAUCUGCAAAACCUUCUACAAGUGAAAGACAGGAAGUGCCACAUCAUUUAGUUGACAUCUUACACCCCUCCGAAGAUUACUCUGCUGGAAACUUUUAUGACGAUGGUAGGCAAGCAACAAAAGAUAUUCUUAGUCGAGGUCGUGUUCCAAUAGUUACUGGAGGAACCGGACUAUACUUAAGAUGGUUCAUAUAUGGGAAACCUGAUGUUCCAAAGGCAACUUCGGAGAUUAGUUUGGAAGUGCAGUCUGAGCUUGCCGGUUUUGAGAGAACCUAUGAUUGGGACGCUGCGGUGCAGUUGGUGACCAAUGCAGGUGAUCCUACUGCUCAAUCGUUGCCUGCUAAUGAUUGGUACCGUUUACGUCGCAAGCUUGAAAUCAUCAAGUCUAGCGGUAUGCCUCCAUCAGCUUUUCCAGUACCUUAUGAUUCUUUCAAAGGAGAAACUGCUUCACAUUCCACAGACCUUGGCAUUGACAUUUCGACUAAUGGAAUUCUGGAUGAAAAGCAUAAGGAUUUGGAUUAUGAUUUUAUUUGUUUUUUUCUUUCAACAUCAAGAUUGGAUCUUUACAGGUCGAUUGACUUCAGGUGUGAAGAUAUGAUUUCAGGAGAUACUGGCAUUUUGUCUGAAGCAAGAUGGCUUCUUGAUAUGGGUCUUCAGCCAAAUUCAAAUUCUGCCACGCGCGCAAUAGGUUACCGACAGGCUAUGGAAUACCUUUUGAAUUGUGAAAACCAAGGAGGCAGAAGUUCGACACGUGACUUUUAUGCCUUUCUAUCUGAAUUUCAGAAAGCAUCAAGGAAUUUUGCAAAACGACAAUUGACAUGGUUUCGCAACGAGCCAAUUUAUCACUGGAUUGAUGCUUCUAGACCCCUUACAGAGGUACUAGAUUUUAUAUAUAAUGCAUACCAUGAUCAAACUGGAAAACUGGUGGUCCCUCGGUCACUUGCAAUGGACAAAGAAAUAGCAGACCGAAGAGAAAUUACACAACUAAAAACCUAUCGAACUAAAAGAGGGGUUUUCAUCAGCCAAGAGGACUGUUCUGAUGUUCUUGACUGGAUAAGUAAUAAUCAAAGGCGGACCACCGAAUUGAUUGCUAAUUAGCUUGACCCAACAGGAAAGUUAGGUUUGUUUUUUUGUUUUGUUUUGUUUUUUUUUUUUUUUUUUUUUUUUUAAUUCGAUUAGGGACAAAUCCAUGUAAAAGUGUAAAACAAGAAACUUAUUUACGACUGAAAACAAAAGAACAUUUCUGCUAUUUAUAUUGCAGCAUACUCACAUCUGUAAAAGCAGCUUUGUUUUUCAA
Molecule: messenger RNA, 1632 nt
Organism: Helianthus annuus (common sunflower)
Lineage: Eukaryota; Viridiplantae; Streptophyta; Magnoliopsida; Asterales; Asteraceae
Product: tRNA dimethylallyltransferase 9
Exons: 11
Coding region: 33-1433 (466 amino acids)
Biological process (GO): tRNA modification; cytokinin biosynthetic process
Molecular function (GO): tRNA dimethylallyltransferase activity
Source: RefSeq, a predicted model, not a curated record